Molecule: messenger RNA, 873 nt
Organism: Lottia gigantea (owl limpet)
Lineage: Eukaryota; Metazoa; Mollusca; Gastropoda; Lottiidae
Exons: 1
Coding region: 1-873 (290 amino acids)
Source: RefSeq, a predicted model, not a curated record
AUGUCAACUGAAAAGGGAGGCUCCAAAAUACCAACAAAAAUAUCGACAAACAACCGCCCGCAAAAACGACAAAGAGAAGGCUCUAAUAAAUCAGAAAAUGGAAACCUGGAAGCUGAUGUUCAAAACUUACUUGAAACACAUGCUCUACUAUCAGAAAAACUGAACUCCAUGAUGACAAAAGAUGACAUGUCGGAUAUGAUAGGAAAGAUAACAGAAAGCGUACUUCAUCAAAUUCGAAAAGGAAUCACCAUAGAAUUCCAGAAAAUCGAAGACAAACUGGAAGACAAACUCGAGAAAAUAGCUUCGCAAAAUAAUGUCCUUAUUAAGGAAAAUGAACAAUUAAAGAAACAAGUGAGUGAUUUAAACUUUAAACUUUAUGAUUGCAAUGAAGGUGUAAAAGAAUCAUUGAGAAUAAGCAAUUACAACGAACAGUAUUCACGAAAAACUAAUCUGAAGUUUCUGAAUAUAAAGUGUGGUGAAAAUAUGUGUUUAGCGGAUAAAAUUAUUGAAAUUAUCAAAGACGUUUCUAACAAUGAAUUUAAAUUAAACAAAUCUGACAUUAUAGCUAUUCACCCCCUUCAAUCAAAAUAUGCAAACAAACCAAAACCUAUCAUUCUAAAAGUCAAAAACACUGAGAUUAAAGAGAAUAUUAUGAAAUAUCGGAAAUCGUUUUUCAACUCGGAUAUUCCAGUUUAUCAUGACGUGACAAAGAAGAAUAUGGACCUGAUUAAGCAUCUUAAAACUCAAUCUUAUAUAGCGUCUGCUUGGUAUUACAACUGUCAUGUUUAUGCUAAAACAGAUGGACGACAUAAAGUGAAGAUAGACUUAUUUGAUGACUUUGAAUCUAAAAUCAAACACGCUCCCAGUGACUAA